Messenger RNA from Hylaeus volcanicus, 1747 nucleotides. RefSeq names its product adenylosuccinate synthetase (gene Adss). Bases 13 to 1458 code for a protein of 481 amino acids. Lineage: Eukaryota; Metazoa; Arthropoda; Insecta; Hymenoptera; Colletidae. Gene Ontology annotation, biological process: IMP metabolic process; 'de novo' AMP biosynthetic process. Gene Ontology annotation, cellular component: cytoplasm. Gene Ontology annotation, molecular function: GTP binding; adenylosuccinate synthase activity. The record is from RefSeq and is a predicted model, not a curated record. The transcript is spliced from 6 exons.
UUCGAACAGUCUAUGUUUGAGCAGUCGCGCGGUGAAUUCCGACUUGCAUGCGCGCGCGCGCAGUUCGUUCGAUUCCACGAAAAUUUACGAACUCUUUCGUAUUCGAAGAUGCAGCGUUCCGUCCAACAAGCAAAUGGGGAUGGCGUCCUCGCUUCGCCGAGAAAAAAACAACGAUUAUCAGGUGCUUCGGCCAAAGUCACUGUCGUUCUUGGAGCACAAUGGGGAGAUGAAGGUAAAGGCAAGGUCGUGGAUAUGCUUGCGACGGAUGCUGACGUCGUCUGCAGGUGUCAGGGAGGAAGCAAUGCCGGGCAUACUGUAGUAGUAGACGGUGCGGAGUUUCACUUCCAUCUUCUGCCCAGUGGAAUAAUCAAUUCUAGAUGCACAUCGCUGAUAGGAAACGGAGUCGUAAUACACCUGCCGGGCCUCUUCGAAGAAUUAGAAAGCAAUGAAGCAAAAGGCUUGAAAAAUUGGCAAGAACGAUUGGUAAUUUCUGAUCGUGCACACAUGGUUUUUGAUUUUCAUCAACAAGUUGAUAGUCUUCAAGAAUUAGAAAAGGGUAACCAAUCUCUUGGCACUACCAAGAAAGGAAUUGGUCCAACAUAUUCAAGCAAAGCUGCUAGAAAUGGUCUUCGAAUUGGCGAUCUCCUUGGAAACUUUGAUAAAUUCUCACAGAAGUUUGACAUGCUGGUGACGUCGUAUCAAAAAAUGUUUCCUGCACUUCAAGUUGAUGUGAAAGCAGAACUUGAACGAUAUAAAGAAUAUGCGGAAAGAAUACGACCGUUAGUCAAAGAAACAGUUCAGUAUUUACAUCAAGCAUUACGCGAGGGAAAGAAAGUUUUAGUCGAAGGCGCAAACGCUGCAAUGCUAGAUAUAGAUUUUGGAACAUAUCCCUAUGUUACCAGCUCUAAUUGCAGUAUAGGCGGAGUUUGUACGGGUCUUGGACUUCCACCAUCUUAUAUUGGAGAAGUUAUUGGAGUCGUUAAAGCAUAUACUACAAGAGUCGGAGAUGGGCCAUUUCCUACUGAACUGUUAGAUGCGACAGGUGAUCUUUUACAAAAAAGGGGCCACGAAUAUGGAGUUACCACAGGUAGAACAAGACGUUGCGGUUGGCUGGAUUUAAUCCUUCUAAAAUUCACAGCAAUGGUGAACGGAUAUACAUCGAUAUGCCUGACGAAAUUAGAUAUUCUAGACACCCUUCCAAAAAUUCAAGUUGGAGUGGGAUAUCGGCUGAAUGGAAAAGAAAUUGAUUAUUUUCCAAGCAGUACUUCUGAUUUAGCAAAAGUAGAGGUAAUUUAUGAAACCAUUGAUGGUUGGCAGUCAACAACAGAAGGUGUACGUUCUUUAGAAAAAUUGCCAGCAAAUGCUAGGACAUAUAUCAAACUAAUAGAAGACCACCUUAAUAUUCCAGUUAAAUGGAUUGGAGUGGGAGCAGGACGUGAAAGUGUAAUUACACUUUGACGUUACACUUAUCAAUUACUACAAUGGAAAUAUGUUCAUUUGUCCAUUCAGUUCGCUACUCUUUUGAACAAAUUUGAUUUAUUGAUGCAAUUCAUGAAACAAGCGCACAGGAAGUACAUGACAAUGAAAAUCAUAGCAUUAAGCUUUCAAACUUUAGUAGUAUUCAAGAACCGAUGAAUACAAAUCUCAUUUUUCGAGAUUCUCCGUAUUAUUGGAUAAUUCAUGUCAAUCAUGUUAUCCGCUGUUUGAAUGUAAAAUAAGACAUGUUAAUUAAAAUGUAUUUAUUUGA